CAAACUUGCUGUGAACAACGUCCAGGCCAUCCUCUCUCUGUGCGCAAAAAAUCAGGGCAAAAGGAGAUGGUCGCGAAAAGCAGGUUUUUUGAGGUUAUGGCGCGAUUUCUUGCACCACGGCAUGGGCGCUACCGUGCUGUGGCGCGAGUUUUCAGCCUGUUUUCGCCCAUCCACGGCAUAUCUCAAAAUCCAUGCAUUUUUCCCCAUGCCACCCUCGGUCUUUUUGGUAGAUAAUCACCUCAGGAUGCUGCCUGCAAAUUUUCGUGGCCUUUCGACGCGUAUUCUGCCCGUUUUGGAUUUUACAAGGAAAAACUUUCCAAAAUUCAUAUAAAAAAAUCUGCUUGACCAAAUCGCCCCAAACUUGCUGUGAACAAAAUCCAGGCCAUCCUCUCUCUGUGCGCAAAAAAUCAGGGCAAAAGGAGAUGGUCGCGAAAAUCAGGUUUUUUGAUGUUAUGGCGCGAUUUCCUGCACCAUGGCAUGGGCGCUACCCUGCUGUGGCGCGAGUUUUCAGCCUGUUUUCGCCCAUCCACGGCAUAUCUCAAAAUCCGUGCAUUUUUCCCCAUGCCACCCUCGGUCUUUUUGGUAGAUAAUCACCUCAGAUGCUGCCUGCAAAUUUUCGUGGCCUUUCGACGCGUAUUCUGCCCGUUUUGGAUUUUACAAGGAAAAUCCUUCCGAAAUUCCUAUAAAAUAAUUCCCUCGUC
Molecule: messenger RNA, 701 nt
Organism: Rubroshorea leprosula
Lineage: Eukaryota; Viridiplantae; Streptophyta; Magnoliopsida; Malvales; Dipterocarpaceae
Source: the annotation of a GenBank genome assembly